Messenger RNA from Rotaria sp. Silwood2, 1032 nucleotides. NCBI's taxonomy places the organism in Eukaryota, Metazoa, Rotifera, Eurotatoria, Philodinida, Philodinidae. The record is from the annotation of a GenBank genome assembly.
AUGUUAUACCAUUCUACAAAACGUGCUCAUGAACGCUAUCAGUCGUUAGUACUUGAUUUAAAUUUUCUGAAGUAUUGCCGAUCGAACGACCUUAUUCCUAGGUUUUUGUGGUUUAAAACUGCAAAUGAAAGACUCGCGAUGUCUUUUGCGUACAGAGAAUGUCAACAACGUCUUUUACGAGCUGAAAUAGGUUUUAAAUACCGUGAUCUACGUAUUUUGAAAAAAAAUUACAUUCAUCAUCUGGAUGAAUUAAAGAAGCAUAUCCCUGACAACGUGUUUCAGCACGUUUCCAACUAUAUUAUUAAUCGGUCACAUGCAGUAUUAUAUGGGAAAGAAAGUAACUUACAAAGAAAGAUUGAUUCAUUUCGCGCAGGUCGUAGAAGAGUACCACGUGUUGAUCGAAAUGUUGUAAAAAAUUUAUCGUCUCGUACAUUGUCACAUGAUGAAACUGAAUGUCUUGCCCAUGGAUUGGAUUAUGGUCUUGUUCCUAAAAAUAUUCAGGAUAUGAAUAUUGUUACUAAUAUUGAAAAUUUUUUUCAGCGAAUAACUGAUAUUUCUCAACAUCAUAAAAAGAUGAUGUCAGAGGUUAGUGAAAAAGAUACAGUUGACGGUUCUGAUGUUCGUGUUCUUGAUUCAAAAGAAAUGACUUUGGCAAGCAAUUUUCGUUCUAUAACUGAUUCAUUUCGUCGUCAAGCUUAUCGUUUUGCUCAGUUACAGAAGAGAAUUAAUACUGAGCAGCAGAAAUAUCGUCGUUUAUUACAGAACUUGAAGAACGAUAAAUCGAUUUUGGUUACUCGCCCAGAUAAAGGCAGAUGUGUUGUGUUGUUAGAUAAAGUAGACUAUUUAUCGAAAAUACAUAGUAUACUCAAUGAUACAACUAAAUUUUCGUUUUUAUCAUAUGAUCCUACAAUUGCUCGAGAAACUAAACUAAUUAAAUUGUUGAACCGACUACUUGAUGAAGGUAGUAUUUCUAAAGAAUUCAAUAAUUUGGCGAAGNGUUUUCGGGACCAUUUACCGUUUACACGGCAAUAA